AAUCUUUGUUUACAAAAGCAGAUAAGUCGUUUUGAAAAUUUUGGCUUGCAUUGAUGUUUUUAUUUGUUUUGUGCAUCGCAUCCGAUCGGUGUGUUUGGAUAUCAAAGAUUUAUUUUUAAUGAAUAUUUGCAGUUAGAUUGCUACAAAAUGGACAACAUACCACCACAAGGCGAUCGAGAAAAAACGGAGAAGGUGAAAAUCGCUAAUCAAGUGAAGCACAUCCCCAAAGAUGCUCAAGUGAUCAUGUCUGUUCUUAAAGAGCUGGGUGUGAAUGAUUAUGAACCUAGAGUCAUCAAUCAGCUACUGGAGUUCACGUAUCGAUAUGUGACCUGCAUUUUGGACGAUGCAAAAGUAUUUGCGAAUCACGCUCGGAAAAAGGUUAUCGAACUUGAUGACGUUAAGCUAGCAACUCAAAUGAUUUUGGACAAGGCUUUCACCAGUCCACCACCUCGGGAUGUACUCCUAGAAAUAGCUCGUAAUCGAAAUAAUACGCCACUGCCGUUAAUAAAAACCCAUUGUGGACUUCGCUUGCCACCGGACCGUUAUUGCUUAUCGGCCUGUAAUUAUAAGCUUCGAGCAGUUCAACAAGCGAAAAAGAUGAACAAGUCCGCUAUCGAACCACGCUCCACAUUGAAAACAACUCUUGGUAAAAGCAACGCCAUAACGACGACACCCGGUGUUAAACGUCCGGCAGUUCAAUCAACUCCCAAAACACAGGUUGUGACGAUCCCCAAACCGGUUUUCAAAUUUACAUCUACUGUUACGAAGACUGCUUCCACAAAGACCGUCAAAGUCAGUAAUCCGGCCGGCGAAGGUCCGAAUGGUAUUGAAAUCAAAACCGAAGUCGUGGAUGAUCCGUUGGCUUUUGGCGCAAGCGAUACUGAUGCUGGGAGUAUGAAGCGCAAACGAGAAGAAGAUGAUUUUGAAAUAGUACAGUAGGUAUCUUUUUUUAGCUAGACCUUAAAGACUUCGUAAGCUUUCAUUGUGAGCAAAACAAUUAUAUUAAAUGUUUUUAAAAUAUAACAUAUGAAUUGUGGAAAAUAAAUUAGAAAUAGGAAAACUGA
Molecule: messenger RNA, 1064 nt
Organism: Armigeres subalbatus
Lineage: Eukaryota; Metazoa; Arthropoda; Insecta; Diptera; Culicidae
Gene: Taf9
Product: transcription initiation factor TFIID subunit 9
Exons: 3
Coding region: 148-939 (263 amino acids)
Biological process (GO): DNA-templated transcription initiation; RNA polymerase II preinitiation complex assembly
Cellular component (GO): SAGA complex; transcription factor TFIID complex
Molecular function (GO): transcription coactivator activity; RNA polymerase II general transcription initiation factor activity; protein heterodimerization activity
Source: RefSeq, a predicted model, not a curated record